CCUAGACACCUUGGAUCACUUGUUAUGAAAGACCGGCUUCUACACUCGCCCCGCCCAUAAACCGGCUCCUUCCGUCUGUAGCAGCACUACAUUUCCCACAAUCCGCGAGAGGCUACUGGUCACGUGGGUCAGCCAGCAGUCACCUUGUGACGGAAUCAAGAUGAGAGCCUGCAGUAAACUCCUCAGUGUCCCCUGCUGGGGGAGGCGCCUCCCUCUCAGACUCUACUCACAGGCCGCUCAGACGGUUGUGGGUAAGGAUGGGGUGUCUACAGCCGAGGCCUCCCCCCGAGUGCAACAGAAAGCGGCAGCAGCUCAGGAAUCUCGCUCCUUUGCCGCCGGCAUGUUCUCUGGGCAGAUCCACUCCGAGCAGGUUUUCCCUUAUCCAUCAGUUCUGAGUGAGGAUCAGUCCCAGUUUCUGUCGGAGCUGGUGGGCCCUGUGUCCCGCUUUUUUGAGGAGGUUAAUGACCCUGCUCUGAAUGACUCGCUGCAUCGGGUAGAGGAGAAGACCCUCGAUGGCUUGAAGGAGAUGGGGGCAUUUGGGCUGCAAGUUCCCACUGAGCUUGGAGGGCUGGGGCUGAAUAAUACUCAGUAUGCCCGGCUGGUGGAGAUCGUGGGGAUGCACGACAUGGGUGUUGGCAUUACACUGGGUGCUCAUCAAUCUAUUGGAUUCAAAGGCAUCCUUCUGUUUGGUACUGCAGAGCAGAAGGCUAAAUACCUGCCCCGGCUAGCCUCAGGAGAGACUAUUGCUGCUUUUUGCCUGACGGAGCCUACAAGCGGGUCAGACGCUGCUUCUAUCAGAACCACGGCACGCAAGAGUCCCUGUGGGAAAUAUUAUACCCUAUCGGGGGGUAAGAUCUGGAUCAGUAAUGGCGGCAUCGCCGACGUCUUCACUGUUUUUGCAAAGACUCCCGUCCAAGACCCCAACACGGGGGAAAUCCGAGACAAGAUCACGGCCUUCAUUGUGGAAAGAGGAGAGGGGGUCACACACGGCCCUCCAGAAAAGAAACUGGGUAUCCGCGCCAGCAACACGGCCGCACUUUUCUUCGAUGAAGUCCGUGUCCCAGCAGAGAAUGUGUUGGGUGGGGAGGGAAACGGCUUCAAGGUCGCUAUGAACAUCCUCAACAAUGGACGCUUCGGCAUGGCGGCUGCUCUCUCUGGCACUAUGAAGGGAAUGAUCCAGCGAGCGGUGGAACAUGCCACCAGUCGCACCCAGUUUGGCAGUAAACUCCAUCAGUUUGGGAUGAUCCAGGAGAAGUUGGCACGCAUGUCUGUCCUUCAGUACGUCACAGAGUCCAUGGCCUACAUGAUCAGUGCCAACAUGGAUUCCGGCCAUAAAGACUUUCAGAUAGAAGCCGCCAUCAGCAAGAUCUUUGGCUCAGAGGCUGCUUGGUCGGUGACAGAUGAAUGUAUCCAGAUCCUCGGUGGGACAGGCUUCAUGACCGAUGGAGGCGUCGAGCGGGUUAUGCGGGACCUUCGCAUUUUCCGUAUCUUUGAGGGAACCAAUGACAUCCUGAGGCUGUUUGUUUCACUUCAAGGGAUGCAGGGCGCUGGGAAAGAGCUGAAAUCUUUGCAGAAAGCAAUGAGUGACCCCCUGGGGAACAGUUCCCUGCUGCUCAGAGAGGGGAUGAAGAGAGUGCGCAGGAAGGCCGGUCUGAGCACUGGACUCUCAUUAAAAGGACAAGUGCACCCGGAGCUACAGAAGAGCGGGGAAAUGGCUGUUGUGGCACUGGAGGACUUUGGAGGUACCGUGGAGGAGCUGCUGGUGAAAUAUGGCAAAAGGAUUGUGGAUGAGCAGUUUGUGCUGCAGAGAGUUGCAGACUGUGCCAUUGAUCUCUAUGCCAUGAUAGUGGUGCUGUCCAGAGCCUCCCGCUCGCUCUCCCAGGAACUCCCGGCAUCUGCUCAUGAGAAGAUUCUGUGUGACAUCUGGUGCUCUGAGGCACAGAGUCGCAUCCACAAGAACCUGCAGAGCUUGCGCUCCGGUGGGGACGGAGCCGCCCUAUUCCGGAACCUGCGCUCUGUCUCCUCUGCCCUAACAGAGAAUGGGGGGGUGGUGACACAACACCCUCUGGGCUUCUAAUGACAGGGAUCGAACCCGGACAUGGGAUAAGCCCCGCCUCAUGCCACGCCUUACGUUGGUGAGAUGGACUGUGUCACAAUUCACUGUUGCCUUGUUAUUCCCCCACCAACUGUGCCACUCAAGUUACUCAACAUAUGUGUCUGUCCGUCUGUCUUGCUGCUUCUUGUGCCUUCUGCCCCACACAGUCAUUGUAAAGGGGUUUGGGGCAAGGAAAGCCUAUAAUAAAUCUGAUACACCACUAUAUUGUGGCACUUGUGGUGGAAGAAACCAUGUAUAGCGCCUCCAGCAGGGGAAUCCGCACAUGGCCUGAAAUAAAGUCCCAUCUGGUUAAA
Messenger RNA from Xenopus laevis (African clawed frog), 2409 nucleotides. It is a transcript of the gene acadvl.L, whose product is annotated as acyl-CoA dehydrogenase very long chain L homeolog. Gene Ontology annotation, molecular function: long-chain fatty acyl-CoA dehydrogenase activity; fatty-acyl-CoA binding; oxidoreductase activity, acting on the CH-CH group of donors. The transcript has 20 exons. Gene Ontology annotation, biological process: fatty acid beta-oxidation. The coding region runs from base 161 to 2077 and encodes 638 amino acids. The record is from RefSeq and is a predicted model, not a curated record. NCBI's taxonomy places the organism in Eukaryota, Metazoa, Chordata, Amphibia, Anura, Pipidae. Gene Ontology annotation, cellular component: mitochondrial inner membrane.